Molecule: messenger RNA, 1495 nt
Organism: Pieris rapae (cabbage white)
Lineage: Eukaryota; Metazoa; Arthropoda; Insecta; Lepidoptera; Pieridae
Gene: PCID2
Product: PCI domain-containing protein 2 homolog
Exons: 3
Coding region: 288-1478 (396 amino acids)
Biological process (GO): transcription elongation by RNA polymerase II; post-transcriptional tethering of RNA polymerase II gene DNA at nuclear periphery; poly(A)+ mRNA export from nucleus
Cellular component (GO): transcription export complex 2
Molecular function (GO): double-stranded DNA binding; RNA binding
Source: RefSeq, a predicted model, not a curated record
GCCAGGCCGGGGUAUCUUUAGGCCAAAUUACUUUUAUCUUUAAAACUUUAAAAGCUGUAUUGUUGUGAAUUGUAAAUUGUUACGUCUCACGUCAGGCUUAGAAUUAGAAUUUAAAAAUACAUUUUUGUUUGUAAUUUUCAUCUGUGUGUUAGCCGAGUAUAAUAAUACAACUAAAUAAAUCAUUAUUCUAAAACGUUUACGUACCAUGAAUGUGUAAUCAAGAAAAUAUAAAGUAUAAAAUCCUAAAAAUAUAAUAUAAUUUAUUUGGUAAAUACUACACUCCAAUCAUGAUGGCAACAGGUACUUUGAAUCAAUACAUUCAAUAUGUAGAGCGUAUGUUUAGGAAUGCUAAUGGAGAAAACUUAGCCAGACUUCUUUCAUUGAGAGACGACCACAUAAAUAAUAAAAAUCUUAGGUCAAGUGACAUAGCCACACUCGUAGAAGGGAACUGUGUCGCACCUUUGGACGAGAUUAUUAUUUACCAUUUAUGUUGUGUUCAGGCUUUAUCGGUCAAAGAUUUUAUGGAGGCAUAUCAUCAUCAAAGCCAGUGUGUGGCUGCUGUUGUUAAGUUACUACAAGCUCAGAAGGAAGAAAAUUGGAGUCUUUCUCUCAUGUAUGCAGUUUGUUUGGACUUACGCCUUGUUGCACAGAAAGCAGAAUUAUGUGAUGCACAAAGCAAUGGAAAAAUACUUGAAAAGGCUGCAGAAAGUUUGCUAGCAUGUUUCCGUGUUUGUGCUGCAGAUAACAGAACAUCAGAUGAAGAUACAAAGAGACUAGGAAUGCUUAAUCUUGUUAAUCAGUUACUUAAAGUAUAUUUUCGAAUAAACAAACUGCACUUGUGCAAACCUCUUAUAAGGGCAAUAGAUUCUUCACCAUUUAAGGAUCAAUUUCCUCUAGCACAACAAAUCACAUAUAGAUAUUUUGUUGGCAGAAAAGCAAUGUUUGACUCUGACUACAGAUCGGCUGAUGAAUAUUUAUCAUUUGCUUUCCAAAAUUGCCAUCAUCAGAGCAUAAAAAAUAAGAGGCUAAUAUUAACAUAUUUGAUCCCAGUUAAAAUGCUUUUAGGGUUUAUGCCAGCAAAGCGUUUGUUGCACAAGUAUGACUUAUUACAGUUUUGGGAUCUAGUUACCGCUGUAAAGAAUGGUGAUCUACGCGGAAUUGAUCAUGUUAUGGAAGAACAUGAAAGUUUCUUCAUAAGGGCUGGGAUUUAUUUAAUUGUGGAGAAGUUAAAAAUUACUGCAUACAGAAAUUUGUUUAGAAAAGUGUAUUUGGCUGAGAAUACACAUCAAAUUGAUAUUGUGAGUUUUCAAGCUGCUUUACAAAUCAUGGGGCAAGUCGACGUUGACUCUGAUGAAACACAGUGUAUUGUCGCCAAUUUGAUAUAUGAUGGAAAAAUUAAAGGGUACAUUUCGUAUCAACAUAAAAAAGUUGUUGUUAGUAAGCAAAAUGCGUUUCCACCAUUGUCAAGUUUGUAUUAAAGAAAUUUUUUACUUUA